AUACAAAACCACUUUUCUUAAUAAGCCUUUCUCUCUCAGUUGACUGAAAGAACAAAACUGACUACUGGUGCCAUCCUGAGUGAUGUAUUUUUGGCAUGCUAUCGUUCUUUCACUGCUGCAGUUUGGUUCGGUGAAUUGUUUGAGUGAGAGAGGAAAAUUAACACCAGACAAAUGUAAACUUCAAAACACCACGUGGCCGUUUAUUAACAGGGAGAAAAUCACAACUUGGGCUGGGGAGGAGCAGUUUAAUCAACUAACAGUACUAUUGGAACAAGAAACCUUUACACAACCUGAAGCAAUCUAUUUACAUUUAUUAACAAGAAACCAAAUACUGUGAAAUUAACUGCCCUGUAAAACCAGCCUAUUGCCUUUCACCACCACCUUUGCUAGCUGAAUCAUUAUAUGGAAAGAGCUUUUUUUGAGGACUGGGAGACAGGACUCCCAGUUCUGUUUCUACCUCUGCCACCCAUUCAUCACUGAGCCUGUUUAUUUCUUUCAGUUUUGUUUUAGACACAAUGUCUGCUCCAGCAUCCCAUCUGCCAGCUCCCACUGGCUACCCAAUCCCAUCAGCACCCCCAACAUAUGAAGAGACAACAGGAAUAAACACUUACCCUCCUUAUCCUGCCCCGGAAUCUGGGCAUGGACCAAACAUGAAGAGUAUGAAUCCUCCUCCGUAUCCUUCACAACCUGUUCCAGCUGCUAAUCCAAUUACAGUUCAGACUGUGUAUGUGCAGCAGCCAGUAACAUUUUAUGAUCGCCCGGUUCAGAUGUGCUGCCCCUCCUGCAACAAGAUGAUAGUGACACGUCUCUCGCACACUUCAGGAGCACUGACCUGGCUGUCAUGCGGCAGCCUCUGUCUACUGGGGUGCGUAGCUGGUUGCUGUUUCAUCCCCUUCUGUAUUGAUGCCCUCCAGGAUGUGGAUCACUAUUGUCCGAGCUGCCAAGCCCUUCUUGGUACCUACAAGCGUUUGUAGGCAAUAUCAAAUAUUGAGUGAAGAUGGAUGUUCAAGAUUGUUCAGCACCUUUUCAAGCUCUUUCUGAACUUCUUGAAGAUCUCUGUGCAUUGUCAUUGUGAAUGGAUCAAGAUUUAUCUCACUGUUCUUUUAAUAGUAAGAAUCUGCUUAGGGGGACUCAGGACUGUUAAGGGGAUAGAUAGUCUGUCACUUCACAGGCCACUUAGUCAAGUUGGUAGUGACCAAAUUUGUCCCUCUAUGGCUUAUGCAAAAUAGCUGAUGGUGUGGGUCUGGUUAAUAUUAGAAAGUUCCCCAUGUGGAUUGACACCCGUGUCACAGAGACCCAGGUCUGAGCUUGCAUGCAGGCAGACUUACCUUCUUACGCCUAGAAGUGAUGCUUCUGGGAAAGUAUUGAAGCGGGUUGGCAGGGGACUGCCUGUGAUGGUCCUAUUCUGUGGCUAAAAAGGACUUCUGGUCGCCAGUGUAGUCAAUCUGAUACCUUUUACAUGCACUAAAAUUCACUUUAAAUUUGUUUUUAAAAAAUUGCCUUUAAAAGAAACAGAACCAAAAAUAGCCUUAAGUUUUUUUGGCUUUUCCCUUAGGCUGCUUUACCAAAUCCAGCCCACUCAGGCUACCAUGCAGAUGGCUUCUCAACAUGGUCUCCCAGUUUCCUUGCUGGUUGUGAGUUCAGUCAGACCUUUAGCACUGUACAGAGUGUUUUUGUGCAGGAUUUUUUUAUAAAUAUUUGUGUGUGUAUAUAUAUAUAUUUUUUACUGCUGAGUUAUAAAUCUGUGAAAAUUAGCUUUCUGAUGGAAAUGCUGAUAGAGCCAUGGCUCUAUCAGUGUUGUCUUUCCUCUAAUAUAAUUACAUGAGCCAAAUGGUAAAUCUUUAAAAAACAAACAAAAAAAAACCCCUUAGGCCUUUAAGUUUAUAAAGCUUGGAUUCCAUCUGCAUAAAUGUUAAAAUCAAAACAACUUUUUACUUGCUAUUGGUGUAAUCUGAUCACAUCUUUUCAUUAAGAAGGUAACUUCUUUUGUUAAGGAGUUUCACUGAGUGAGUGCUAGCUGGAUAAGACUUGUAUGGUGAUAUUUCAAAUGAAAGAGAAGUUUCCAAAAUGAAAUAUGGGUAGAAUUUCCAGAGACUGAUCACAGGAAUUGAGAUUUGAGUCUCUGAAGAUUUGAAAUACUUCUCGUUAUUGGGGUAGAACUGUCUGACAGAAACUACUGCCUAACGCUGCUCCUUGUGUCAAGUAGAGCAUGAUUCCACCGCUGAAGGUUCAAAUGUGUUUGCUGUGAUUUGGUUGAAUGAGGUCUGUGUAAAAAAGCAACAUUAGAAGUUGAGUUUAAAUAUGAGCUGUGAUUGUAAAGUUGUAUUAACCCAUGAAAACAAUAAAUAUUGCAACUAUAA
This is a messenger RNA of Gopherus flavomarginatus (Mexican gopher tortoise), 2360 nucleotides long. RefSeq names its product lipopolysaccharide induced TNF factor (gene LITAF). The coding region runs from base 516 to 974 and encodes 152 amino acids. Gene Ontology annotation, biological process: regulation of cytokine production. Lineage: Eukaryota; Metazoa; Chordata; Testudines; Testudinidae. The transcript is spliced from 6 exons. Gene Ontology annotation, molecular function: zinc ion binding. The record is from RefSeq and is a predicted model, not a curated record.